Molecule: messenger RNA, 1155 nt
Organism: Phyllopteryx taeniolatus (common seadragon)
Lineage: Eukaryota; Metazoa; Chordata; Actinopteri; Syngnathiformes; Syngnathidae
Product: ER membrane protein complex subunit 3-like
Exons: 9
Coding region: 191-976 (261 amino acids)
Biological process (GO): protein folding in endoplasmic reticulum
Cellular component (GO): membrane; EMC complex
Source: RefSeq, a predicted model, not a curated record
CUUGUUUUCUCGCGAGUCAAAUGAAUUAGUUGUCCACUUAAACAUACUUUUAUGUGUUUGUCGUCAACCGGAAGUUGUUCUUCUUCAUCCUUCUUCUUUCCUCUUCGUUUUCCGGUCGUGACUUUAAGCUUGGCGUUAACAUUUUGAACUCCAUUCAUGUGAGCGUCCGGACGAGUCUGCAGAGCGCGCGAUGGCCGGCCCGGAGCUCCUGCUGGACUCCAGCAUCCGUCUGUGGGUGGUGCUGCCCAUAGUCUUCAUCACCUUCCUGGUGGGCGUCAUCCGCCACUACGUCACCCAGUUGCUGCAUAGCGACAAGAAGGUGGACCUAGAGCAGCUCUCUGACAGUCAGGUGCUCCUGCGCAGUCGCAUCCUCCGAGAGAACGGCAAAUACAUCCCCAGACAGUCAUUCACCAUGAGGAAGCAUUACUUCAACAAUGCGGAAACGGGCUUCUUCAAGAAGGUCAAGAGGAAGGUGGUCCCCAAAAACCCGAUGACAGACACGAGCAUGCUGACAGACAUGAUGAAAGGAAACCUGACCAACGUGCUGCCCAUGAUCGUGAUUGGCGGCUGGAUCAACUGGGCCUUCUCUGGAUUCGUCAUAACCAAGGUCCCGUUCCCGCUGACGCUGAGGUUCAAGCCCAUGUUGCAGCGCGGCAUUGACCUGCUCACACUGGACGCGUCCUGGGUGAGCUCUGCAUCCUGGUACUUUCUCAAUGUGUUUGGCCUGAGGAGCAUGUACAGCCUCAUCUUGGGACAAGACAAUGCCGCUGACCAAUCGCGCGUCAUGCAGGACCAGAUGACCGGCGCCGCCAUGGCCAUGCCCCCGGACCCCAACAAGGCAUUUAAGAGCGAGUGGGAGGCGCUGGAGAUCGUGGAGCACAAGUGGGCGCUGGAGAACGUGGAGGAGGAGCUCAUGGCUCGAGAGCUUAACUUCGGAGGAGUCUUCAGCCAGGACCUCAAGUCCGCAGUGUUCUAGAAGGCGAUACUAGAACGGGCCUGGGCAAGUAUGGCCACCCAAGCCCUACAUGUGGCCCACUUCUAUCUUUAAGCUGGCACACCAAACAUUUACUUUGUCAAAAAUCCUAUUGGUUGCAUUGUGUUGUUUUUUUUUUCUUAAACUUUGUUAAAAAAUAAAUUCUUUUUUCAUUACUCAAA